Molecule: messenger RNA, 9774 nt
Organism: Oncorhynchus keta (chum salmon)
Lineage: Eukaryota; Metazoa; Chordata; Actinopteri; Salmoniformes; Salmonidae
Product: VPS10 domain-containing receptor SorCS3
Exons: 27
Coding region: 132-3875 (1247 amino acids)
Cellular component (GO): membrane
Molecular function (GO): protein binding
Source: RefSeq, a predicted model, not a curated record
GAGCAGAUCAGUUUAAGCGACUCUUGAUUGUAACCGUAACGCAGUGAAUAUUUCACAAGUUGAUCAAUCUACUACCACCGUCAAACGUAUAUUUAUUUUUUAACCUAUUUGGCAACAGUGAGUUGAAAACAAUGGUCGUCUCGGGGUCAGUUUGGUGUUGGGCUCUUUUGACUUGCAUUUUAAUCUCUUUUUACAAUAUGUUGACGGCAUACGCUGAAAUAAGUUGGCCAGCGAGUUCCACGACGACGAACGUUUGGUUUAACCGUAUGGAUAAAUUGCCUCUGGAGCUGCGCGCAAACCUAAAAUCCGCAUGGGUCGAAGUCCCAAAGUAUAUCGACAAGGAAUCCACAUUUUCCAGAGAUUUUAGAAUGGAAACAAUUGAUGGAAAAGCCGUAGUUCCAAAAGGUGAGGAGAAAUUGCCAAAGGACUUGGACGGAGUUAUUGGGAAAGUGCCACCAGACGCUGUAUCUACUGUCAGAGAUCAAAAGGCGCCAAACCGUUCCAAGAAUUUUACUGCUGACAGCAAAAAGUCUGACAGUUCCUUUGAAGUUAAAGACGGUACAUUUGCUUCAAGUAACCGUACGAGGACAAAGCGAAGCACAUCAUUUGGCGAAUAUUCGGACAGGAGUCAAAUUGGAGGUCCUGGUGACGCAUUUUCAGCCGAGAAGCUUGUGGAGCCUUUACAAGGCGUUUACAGUUCGAGGACAGAAUACCGACGAACUGGGGAGGACGCAAGAACUAGCCCGAGGCAAAGUGAGCCGCUUCUGGUUACCUCCACUUUCCCUCUGUCCGGAGACUCUGCGCACAACCAGGCAAUGGGGCACUGGGUUGGAGAAAACAGCAGCGUGAUCCUGACCUUGACGAAGCAGUAUGACUUUAACUUGGGUGCUUUCACUGAGAGUUCUCUGUGGAGAUCAGUGGACUAUGGGAGCACUUACAUAAAACUGAAUAAAAAGGUUGGGUCAACCUUGGCCUGCCUAUACGUCUGCCCAACCAACAAGAGAAAGAUAAUGAUGCUUAGCGACCCUGAGCUGGAGCAAAGUGUACUCAUCAGCUCAGAUGAAGGUGCCAGCUUCGAGAAGUAUCCCAUUAACUUCUACAUGGACGGUCUGCUGUUUCAUCCAACUCAGGAAAACUGGCUACUGGCUAGCAGUCCUGACAACAAGGUUUACAGCACAAUGGAUUUUGGAAGAAAAUGGCAGUUGGUUAGUGAGAAUGUAACUCCUGGCCGGUUCUUCUGGGCACAAACUGGGCUAGACAGAGAGGCAGAUGUGGUCCACAUGGAGACCCACAUCGCCAAAGGACGUGCUCAGUAUGUUAAGUGCAGAGCUCAACGAUGCACAGAAUCAAACAGACAAUACCUGUUCCCGGGAUACAUAGACAAAAAUUCUCUGGUUGUUCAGGACAACUAUGUGUUUGUUCAGGUUACCAAGUCAGGGCAGGCGAGUUACUUUGUGUCCUAUAUGAGGGAAUCAUUUAAGCGAAUUCAGCUACCCAAAUACUGUCUUCCUAAGGACAUGCACAUCAUCAGUACAAAUGAGAAGCAGGUGUUUUCUGCUGUACAGGAGUGGAACCAGAAUGACACCUACAGCCUGUAUAUCUCAGACUCUCCAGGGGUCUACUUCACUCUGUCUCUAGAGAACCUCCGGACCAGAAGAGAGCCAGGCGGAAAUGUACUGGUCGACCUGUAUAAGGUGGAAGGAAUAAAUGGCAUAUUUCUAGCCAACAAAUUGGUGGGCCAUGAAGUGAAGACAUUCAUCACCUAUAACAAGGGUCAGACCUGGGCCCUUCUGCAAGCCCCCAACACUGAUGUGGCUGGAAACAGUCUGCACUGCAUCCUGCCAUUUUGUUCUCUGCAUCUGCACCUGGAUACGCCAGUGAACCCUUACCUGCCUGGACGCAUCUUUAGCAUGGACUCAGCACCUGGGAUCAUUGUAGCUACAGGCAACAUUGGUACAGAGCUGUCCUCCGCUAACCUUGGAAUGUUUAUAACAUCUGAUGCUGGAAAUAGCUGGAGACAGAUUUUUGAAGAAGAACUCGGUGUUUGGUUUCUUGACAAUGGAGGUGCUUUAGUUGCAGUUUCUUUAGUUGCAACAGUACCCAUCCGGCACGUAUGGGUAAGUCUGGACGAGGGUAAGAAAUGGGAUCGCCACAGUUUCUCUCUGGCUCCUUUGUUUCUGGAUGGAGUUCUCAUGCAGCCAGAGAAUCACAUCAUCACUUUCACUGGACACUUAAGCCGUGUUUCAGAAUGGCAGCUGAUAAAGAUUGACUACAAAGCCAUCUUUAGCAGGAGAUGCAUGGAUGGAGAUUAUCAGACUUGGCACCUACAUAACAAGGGAGAGCCAUGUGUGAUGGGAGAGAAGCAGACCUUUAUGAAACGGAGGCCGGGUAACCGCUGUAUGCUGGCCCAGGACUACUCCCGAGUCAUAUCCUCAGAACCAUGCAUCUGCAGGACAUAUGAUUUUGAAUGUGAUUAUGGGUAUGAACGUCAAGCCGAUGGAAAGUGUACCCCUGCUUUUUGGUUCAACCCAAGCACUGUGACAAGAAGCUGUAGCACUAGCCAUAACUACCUCAACAGCACAGGGUACAGAAAGGUUUUGUCCAAUAAUUGCAAAGAGGGAGGGAAGGAUGUGUACUCCCCCAGGAAACAGCAUUGUUCCCCCAGGCCUCCCAGAGGCCUCAGACUGACUACCAGCCAGGGAGAGCUCACCGCCACCGUGGGCAGUAAUGUCACCUUCCUGGUGUAUCUGGACGAUGGAAACUCGUUGUGGACUUAUAUCCAGCUAGACUUUGGGGACGGCAUCACUUUCAUGUACAACCUGAGCCGGAGAGGUGAUGGAAUCAAACACAGCUAUAGAGAAGAUGGGAUCUUCAGAGUGACAGCACAUGCAGAGAACAGCCAGGGUUAUGACAUUAGCUCCCUGUUCCUACACAUCACCAGCCCAGUGGAGCGUGUGUAUCUCUCAGCUCCUAUUGUUGCCAUCCGGAAGAAAGAAGCUAACCUAACGGCUGUGGUCUGGCCUGUCCACCACAGAACACUCACCUUCUUCUGGUGGUUUGAAAACAGCUCCGAGCCCUUAAUAACCUUGGAUGGAAGCAUCUCGUACACGUUUUGGAAGGAGGGCAUGAACAGGAUCAUGGUCCAAGUGUCUUCUGGGUGCAACAUACUGCAGGAUACCAAGGUCAUCAUUGUCAAAGAUUUCUUCAAAUCCCUGCUGUUAUCGUUCUCUCCGGCUUUGGACGAGCACAACCCUGACAUCCCAGAGUGGAGAGAGGACGUGGGCCGCGUGGUGAGGACAGCUGUAUCACAGGUUUCUGGAUUUCCAGAGGAACGGCUGUUGGUAUCGUUGUUUCCAGGUGUUCCAACAACAGCAGAACUAUUUAUCCUGCCUGAGACACAGUUGCCUGAACAUGGGAAGCAGAACAAAGAGGACUUAGUGAGUAUAUCAAACCUUGUUAUAAAUGCCCUGAACCACGGAUUGGUCCAGUUUGAGUUGAAAGCUGACACUCAAAUAAUUGUUUACAUCACACAGCUAACUUUGGCACCUCUGGUUUACUCCAACCCUAUUCACAGUAGCUCAGUCAUGCUGAUGUUGCUGUCUGUGGUGUUUGUUGGUUUAGCUGCGUUUUUCAUCUUCAAGUUGAAAAGGAAAAUCCCUUGGAUCCAUGUCCAGGCUGAGGAGAACCAGGAAAAGGAGCCGGAGAUGAUUGGCACGGUCGGGCAGAACAAUACCAUGUCCAAGAUGAAGCUCAGUGAGUUCCCCACAGAGAAGGAACUCAUGGAGAAAGAACUGAAGACCAGGAGCAGAGGAGAAUAUGGAAGAAAUGGGGAGAGAGUGAUCACAAGAGAAUUUCCUACCUGUACUAAUGUCUAAGAAAUUAGAUUUUGAGUACUGUAAGUACAGAUUGUGGUGUUUCAAUGUGCCAAUUUAAAAAAAUCUUUGUUUUCACCAUUUACUUUGGUCGCUGAGAACUGCUACUAAAUAUGUAUUUCACAAGACUUUAGAAAUCUACUAUAUAGCAGGAGAAUAUAUUAUUUUGUGUAUAUACAUUAUUUCAGCAUUGAAGAAUUGUAAUUUGACAUCUAUGGAUGUUGUAUUAGGCAUUAGAAAAUGCCAUUGUUGAACAAAUAUAUUGUGUUCUUAAGUGCCAGAUUGCAUUGCUAAUUAAUUAUUUAGCUCAACAUGGUUAUCUCACGGAUGUUCUCUUGAUAAUGACAACUGCAUCUAUUGUUCUAUUGCACAGGGGAGGUGGAAUGUAGGUAAUAAGACAAAAGGCAUACUAUACUGAACAAAAAUAUAAAUGCAACACGCAACAGUAUCAAAUCAAAUGAUAUUUGUCACAUGCGCCAAAUACAACAGGUGAAAUGCUUACUUACAAGCUCUUAACCAAUAAUGCAGUUCAAUAAAUACGGUACUUAUAAGGAAUUACAGUUCACAUAAGGAGUUACAGUUCAUGUAAGGAAAUCAGUCAAUUGAAAAUAAUUCAUUAGGCCCUAAUAUGUGGAUUUCACAUGACUGGUCAGGGGUGCAGCCAUGGGUGGGCCUGGGAGGGCACAGGCCGACCCACUUGGCAGCCAGGCCCACCCACUGGGGAGCCAGGCCCAGCCCAUCAGAAUUAAUUUUCCCCCACAAAAAAGGCUUUAUUCCAGACACUUCUCAGCACAGGUGAAGAUGCCGGAUGUGGAGGUCCUGUGCUGGCGUGGUUACAGGUGGUCUGCAGACGUGAGGCCGGUUGGACAGACUGCCAAAUUCUCUAAACAACGUUGGCGGCAGCUUAUGGUAGAGAAAUUAACAUUAAAUUAUCUGGCAACAGCUCUGGUGGACAUUCCUGCAGUCUGCGUGCCAAUUGCACGCUUCCUUUAAAACUUGAGACUGUGGCAUUGUUUAGUGUGAAAAACUGCACAGUUUAAAGUGGCCUUUUAUUGUCCCCAGCACAAGGUGCACCUACGUAACAAUCAUGCUGUUUAAUCGGCUUCUUGAUAUGCCACACCUGCCAGGUGGAUGGAUUAUCUCGGCAAAGGAGAAAUGCUCACUAACAGGAAUAUAAACACAUUUGUGCACAGAAUGUGAGAGAAAAUAAGCUUUUUGUGCAUAUGGAACAUUUCUGGGAUCUUUUAUUUCAGCCCAUGAAACAUAGGACCAAAACUUUAUAUGUUGUGUUUAUAUUUUUGUUCAGUGUACAAAUCAGUGUGGCUGCUUGCUAAACAAUCUCCGGACUACAGUUGAGGCUAUUAGGAUGUGUACAGGGUGAUACAAAACAUGUAGGCCUACAUUUUUUCUUAAACUGACCAUUCAAAAAGCUUGGUACAUUGAACAGAGUUUGUAUUAUUUAUUAGCCUACUGCUCAUUUUACAAUAAGUACAAUAAUAUUGUUCACCUUUUCUAGCAUGUCAUCAUUCACUUUUUAGCAGUAACAUGUAAGAUAAUACGAAGAAGUAAGCAAGUGUUGAUCAUGGUGAUUUUAAGAUUAGUCAAACUAUUAAACUGUUUCUAAAACAUUUGUCUGAUGGUCUUGUUGAACAUGUAGCAAACGUUGCUGUAGCGCAUGAGCUGUACUGUAUUGUUCAUUUUGUUAGCUGAGCUAAUAUUUUCGUUUUUACUUCACCAUUUCUUACUGUAAACAAAAUACAAUUUUCAAAUUGUUCAAAAUAAAUGUAUUUUUGUAUGAAAGUAUGUUGUUGUUUUUUGUGUGUUUUUUUUUUACAUAUAUUGACGGAGAUGAAAACAAAUAUUUAAAGGAAACUAACCUUAAGUUCCAAGCUUUUACGUUCUCCAUAAGCACAGAUUCUGAGAAUCAAGUGUCUGGGUUCGCAAGACUUUAACGAAACCAGCAUAAUUAUCAUGACCAAUGCUUCAUGUUAUUCACCAUGGUUCGGGGAUAGUCUACCAUGUAAUAACUAUUUGCCACAGAAGUGAUAGAGAAACAAAGCUAUUUCCAUGAAAUAAUGUAUGCAUGUUGUCUGUCUGUACUGUCAUGGGGACAGCCUCUAACACAAACACCCCCCAGCUUCCUGAAUCUUUGUUUCACUAUUACCCCCAAAGGUAUUGCAGAGUGAAUCCUGGCUGGAACACAUAUUCCUUGUAUCUGCCAACUAAGGCUAGACAUGCACACACGCACAUGGACAUGCACACACACACAAACACUUCCUUGUUAUUCAUCAUAGGCCCUGAAGUUAUCGCUUUUUGCCAGAAGUAUGAUAAGUUUGUGUGAGAUUUCAUUCCCCUGACAUUGAAGUAAUAUUUGGCUCUAAACCAGUGCAUUUCUUUCUCUCCCCCCACCCCGUCUCUAUUUCUCUCUCUUUACUUUUUUUGUGUCAAUAUUUCAACACCAUGAUGUCAGUCACCAACCUGCAUCAUUGCCAAACAGCUCCAUGACCCUGGGUGUCUCACUCUACCUCAGUUUCUCAUUCCAAAUUAUUGGCACUGCAUUCCUGUAGCAGGGACAGAUACUAUAAUGCAGUACUCAAUGAAAGGAAACACGUACGUCAAUUUUACACUGGGUCUAACAAUAUUGCUGCAAGCUAUUGUUGUGGGAUAUUUUCAUUCAAGGCGCUAUUCCACUUAUGGAAAUCCUGCUUGACUAUGUGUUGACAUCCUGGAGAGGGGAUAAUUAAUUUGUUGAGCAGCGGGGAAAAUAUGAAACUAGUCCAUUAGAUACACUCCAGGCUUCAUUGUCCUCCCAGUCGGCCCCCAAGUAUAUGCAAAUGAAACCUUAGAACACAUUGUAUGCUAAAUAACACUUGUUACAGUUAAAAACCAAACUGUGGAUGGUUAUCUUAAAGAUCCUUAUCAUGAGCUAAUCCCAGUCCAUUUUCUCCAAGAUCAGUUCUCCUCCUACUCAUCUUAAUAAGAUCUGAGAUCUACUGUAACUAACUCAGGUUUAUCAGCAUCUAAAUCAAACUGUUAUACAACCAACUGUUAGGGGCAGUUGGAAUAUUUACUUUCAUGAACUAAUCAAACAGAAUGUCUAUAGAAAUAGGUCCCGCCUCUCGCUAAAUAGUAGAAAGCAGAUUAUUCAGUCAAAGUUCCUAUAGGUCCUAGACUAUAGCCACAUCUUUAUGAACGCAGCUACCACUUCAUUAAAGCCGUUAGAUGCGCACUGCUCUUUAUUACGGGCUUUAUUACAAUUGUAGUACUCAUCACUGCAUUCUCUACCAGAGAGUUGGUUGGCCCUCUUUGACGUCACGUAAAUUGAUGCAUUGCUAUGUUUUCAUUUAUAAAACCCUUUUGUACCACUAUACAAAAUGUACCUCUAUACAGAACAUCAUUACUAAACUUUACACAUAUGAGUUACCACACCAGCUCUCAGGGAUGCCUAACUCUCGAAAAUCCUUUGGUCUCUACUUAGUUAGGUAAAUCAGCUUUAAGUUUUCUUGCACGUUAUUUGUGUGACAGUCUUCAAAAUGUUCUUAAAUGUGAUGAUCUGGUCCCUUUAGGGCAAGUUUAGAAAGCUGAUUGAGGAUCUUAUUACUGAUGAACGUGUUUGUUUUUUAUGACUGUGUUUUUCUUCCAGUUACAUUUAGUAUUUAUAUUGAUGUGUGCAUUUUCUGUAAAAGGGACCUCGGUCUCACUAUGACUCCCUGAUAAAAUAAAGUCUAAACAAAAACAAAUAAAAAUAUAGUUGCAGAUAAUCUUGAACCAAAAAAGAUCAUCACUAUCCCAUCCCCUAAAGUCCUUGACAGGUGACACCAUUGACUUAUGGAAUCUAUAUGUGUCCUACAAUAAGUAAAUAUAAUUUUGAAAGAAUAUCUGUUAAAUAAUUUGCAUACAGGGACAGACCAGGAUAUCUGGUCGCAAUAGGUACACAGUGGAUGUCUACAAGACACAUUUUACUACCAUGUGUAAAUGCAAUGGCGCAGCGGUCUAAGGCACUGCAUCUCAGUGCUUGAGGUGUCACUACAGACACCUUGGUUCGAUUCCAGGCUGUAUCACAACCGCCUGUGAUUGGGAGUCCCAUAGGGCGGCACACAAUUGGUCCAGUGUUGUCCGGGUUUGGCCAGCGUAGGCCGUCAUUGUAAAUAAGAUUUUGUUCUUAACUGACUUGCCUAGUUAAAUAAAGGUUACAAAAUGGCUACAAUAAGGGCACACUCAGAAUGUGGAUAAGAUCAGGAAAAGGGACAUAUGUUAGCACCAGGUAUAAACGGGGCUGUAGAGGACCUACUGUAGCUAUAGCCUGUUUGCAAAUGGAAAGUACUUUCACAUUUCUCCAGAUACAUAUUAGCUGUAACUCUAUGUGAGGUGAAAAACAAAUAACAUGAAAACAAAUAUGUACAGUUUUCUUGCACAGUAUGCUUAACAAAGCGUAACAAAGUGUUGUUUUAGAAAUACCAAGCUAUGAAUAAAAACGGAAUUGCUGAUGUAUGGUUUGAGUUGUUGAGUUCAUUUAUGUGUUAGUCUGUAUUGAAGGAGUGUGGAGGCAAGUGGAUAGCGUCUAGUUAAUUUGUCUAACUGACAUGUUAUGCUGACAAUACAUUAAAAGAGAGUUUGAUUCAGAACUUCUGUGCCUCUCUCAAAGAGACAGCCAACCAACCAAAAACUGUCAGUCAUCUCAGGCUAGCAGACUGUCGACAAGAAGGAAUAUUGUUCCAUUUCUCAGUCCCAAUUUGGAAAACGAGGAGAUUGGAAGUGAAUCUUUCCCCUACGUUUUUUCCCAAGUAGACGUUCCGAUGGCAAUGUGUGCAACAAUACUGUAAGUUGAGUGGUAGCAUCCAGAGGUAAUACCAUGACACAUAUCUAGUGUGAGAAUAAACGUAAAGAAAAAAGCAUGCAGAUACUGUAUGUCCCUUUCUUAUGUGCAAAAGAAAAUCCUAGCUUUGACAGACAUGAAGUCUGCAUGGUAAGUCGUGAACUAUAACCUUCUCAUGCAAGCCCCUGGGGUCUACCAGUUUCUUUCUGCAAGGACUGCACUCCAAUUUAAGUGUGCCUUCAACUUCUGAUUCAGGCAGAUUCCAGCAGAGCCAACCCACUGAGCACAGACUUUCAGUUCAACGUCUAGUUUGGAUUUACAUUUGGUUGAGUUGUCAACUAACAUGACACCAUAUCAUUGGAUUUAGGUUCAAAGUUGGGUGAAAUGCCCUUAAGUUGGUGACCAAAUCCAAUCAGUUUUCCAUGUUUAUUCAAUGUCAUCACAAUUUGAGUUGAAAUGACGUGGAAACAACGUUGAUUCAACCAGUUUUUGCCCAGUGGGAAAGAUCUCGUCUGAUAUUGAUAUGUACUAAGUGAAAAGUUCCAUCCUCUUACAACCAGCAGAUAAAACAUAGGUUCUGUCAUAACGUUGUCAUAAGAAUGGCAUAACACAGUCAAUAUGACAGGUCUCAGGUCACUGAUUGAACUAGCGCAUGCCUUAUGGGCUGAAACCAAAUUUGAGAAACAAGUGCAGAGUUUUGUGCAUGAAUCUCAAGUUAGAACUCAGGCCAAUGUGAUAAAACCAAACAUUCAGACAUUUCUUUCACAUCUCAUUCAAACACAGCAUUUCCAUGUAGUUAGUCACAAAGUACACUUCACUUACAUAUCCUCCACACACCUACCACUAGAGUUGAACUAUAAAUGGAACACUCAAAUUAAAUAGAUUACUGUACAUUACUGUUUUAUGUCUUGAGGUCAUAUACACAACUGUAACCAUCUGAGUCAAAUCAUCUUUAGUUCAGCAAUUCUGUAUUUACACAAUUCCCAUAAACAACUUCAAUGUUCUUGCAAAAAUACAAGUAAUUCGAUCAAAAUUUUCCUUUUUCAAGACGCAUGUAAAAAUCUGUACAGUCCCCCUCCCCCCCAG